Messenger RNA from Nilaparvata lugens (brown planthopper), 7280 nucleotides. It is a transcript of the gene l(3)76BDm, whose product is annotated as trafficking protein particle complex subunit 8. The record is from RefSeq and is a predicted model, not a curated record. NCBI's taxonomy places the organism in Eukaryota, Metazoa, Arthropoda, Insecta, Hemiptera, Delphacidae. Gene Ontology annotation, biological process: endoplasmic reticulum to Golgi vesicle-mediated transport; protein localization to phagophore assembly site. The transcript has 22 exons. Gene Ontology annotation, cellular component: phagophore assembly site; TRAPPIII protein complex; cytoplasmic vesicle. The coding region runs from base 203 to 4204 and encodes 1333 amino acids. Gene Ontology annotation, molecular function: protein binding.
UGACCAGCUGUUUUAUGUCAGUAAUUAUUAAGGGUGUUUAUAAAUUAUUAUAAAAUCAUGGGUGUUGUAAAUUUAUUACAUUUGAAACAUCAAUUCUUCAAAUGAAAUGAUCAAUAUUUAUCAAUUCAGAAACUAUCUAUUAAAUUUACAACAAGAUUUACGUUCUUCGUUCGGCAGAUAAAGUUAUUUAAGUCGUUGAAGUAUGGCGAAUUUAAAGUUGUCAUCUUACGAUUUCAUCCAAAACUCAUUUUGUCCAUUAAUUGCAACAUUUUGUAGCCCCAAAGUUGAUCAAACUUGUAGAAAAAAUAAUCUAUCCUUUACAGAGCUUGUUCAACCUUUCUGCAAGAUCGGAUCUGAAGCUUAUGUCCAAGAUUCAACCGGUUCAUCAAUCACUGUCAAGAACUUGCGUCUCAAUUUGAUAGAUGUUCACAGUCAACCUCCACAACCCACCAAAGCAAGAAAACUGCUCAACGAUUCGGUUAGCUUGGUGACAAACGAACGAUUGACCACUUGUGAAAUAGGCUCUCUCCUUCUUGAAGUACCAACUGCUUUUCCAUGGUUUGAGUCAUGGCGCGAAACAUUUCUACAAGUUCAGUUUCCAUCAGACCACGAGUUUCUCAAACACUAUCUUGGAUGCAUUCUAGUGGUUUCUUCAAAAGAAAGCAAUCCGUCAGAAACGCUGGCCAGAAUGGAAGAGGACCUCGCCAAAAUGCAGAACUUGCCGCCGAACACACUCCCCAAGUGGUUCAGUCCUACCAACAUUCUGCGCUACUACGUGCUUCUGCAUGACAGCUCAGACACUCAUCAGAAAGUAUCUGAAACAGUAUUUGAAGGCAUGUGUACCACGUAUGGAGCAAAAAACUGUUUUUUGCUUCGCAUCAACUCACAGCCACCAACACCUCUAGACAAUGAACUAACGGAUCCGUGGAUACCAUACAUAAAUAAGAAUAUAUCCUCACAGGACAAUGUGAACGAUAACGAGCUUGAUAAUCAUAUCAGCUCAAGCACAGGAAGCUUGGAGACUGGACAAGAAGCUGAUGAACAUCCGGUCAUCCUUCAUCCACUGAGUCCUGUCUCAGAGACACAAAAUAUCAUCAUGAACAGCAACAGCUAUGACAAAAAUUUAGCAGAUGGAGGUGUGAACAACAAUUUGCCUAGAGUUCAGCACGGCGCCUGUCUGACAACUGGCGACUUGGAUCAAAUCAGACAAAUGAUCAACGAAUUCUGUGUGAAUGCGCUGCUGCCUCAUAUUGAGGUUCAUAUUGCUCAGCUUAGUUUCAUUAUUUCAAAUAAGAAAGGAGUAAGUAGGUCUUUGCUGAGUGCAACAAAAAGAUGGUUCGGCAGCAAUAAGCCAGGCACCCACACGAAUGCACUCCCACCCACAUCUGUCAUGUACUCGGCCGACUCACCCGAGAUCCAGCAACGGCGACUGGGCGACCUGUACAUGAUGGUGCAAGCCUACCCUCAGGCGUACUCGGCCUACCACUCGGCUAAGCGCGACUUCCACGCAGACGGCGCCUGGCUGCACUACGCAGGCGCACUUGAGAUGGCCUCCCUCGCCCUCCUCAUGCAGCCGGGCGACCAAGCCAUCCGCAAGGCCCACGACUAUGCUGACGAGAGCAUUCACACCUACCAGAACUCUUGCAGGAUGCCGCAGUUCGCGACGCGCGCAACCCUGUUCUCUGUGGAGUGUUUGCGUGCACGCGGCAUGCACGGAGAGGCGGCCAAACAGCUGAUCCGCAUGACGUGUGAGGACUCUGACCUGCGCAGUGCGCUGCUGCUGGAGCAGGCGGCCCACUGCUUCCUGCAGGCCACGCGGCCUUGCAUGCCUCGCAAGUAUGCCUUCCAUCUGGUGCUGGCCGGCCAUCGCUUCUCCAAGGCCGGACAGAAGCGGCACGCCUUGCGAUGCUAUCGGCAGGCGCAUCAGGUUUACGAGGGUAAGAACUGGAGCCUGGCCGAGGACCACAUCCACUUCACGAUUGGGCGAAUGGCGGCCGGGCUGAAGCGGGGUCAGGAGGCGGCUGAGGCCUAUGCCAGACUGCUGCCUCGAGCCAGUCGCCAGGGCGCCGCUCAGCAGGCCUCUUUCCUCAACGAGUACCUCAUCACGCAACAGGAAGUGAGCAUAGAGACAGGUGAAAUUCCAGUUCUACCAUUGCCUGUGAUCGAUGGCAACUCUAUUCAGGUGCUGUUGGACUCGGCCCCGCAGCCCGUUUCAAGUCCCAAUGCUAUUCCUGCUUCCGGCCUAUCUUUCCAACUUACCCAAGAAGAAAACACAAGGUGGUGCAAAUUGGAGGAGCAGGCAGUCAAUGUUGCUUUCGAAGGCCAAGCAUUUGUGUUCAAACCUACCAUAGAAUUGCUCAAUAACACUACAAACAAUGCCAAUCCAGUUUCAGCUUAUGUCAACGAAGAGAUAAGCGUGAGCGUGUGUAUGGAGAACCCGUUGCACAUAGCGCUGGCCCUACGCAAGGUGCGGCUGCUGUGGAGCCUGAUCCCCGCCGACGGCGGCCUCUGUCAAGAUAACCAGCCUCAGCCGGGAGUGGCGGUGCCCGCGCAUGCGCAGUUGGCCGCCUGCUCCCAGGCCCUCGACUUGCUCACCAUCGAGCCGGACUCGGCCAAAAAUGUUAUUCUGAAAGUGACCCCGAAACGAACGGGUGAGCUGAAGAUCACAGGCGUGGGCUACAGUGUGGUGAGUGGGGUGGAGGGGGGUGGUGCAGGGGGAGCGGUGGUGGCGGGGAGGCAACACUUGGUGGUGCCACCGCGCAUGCACGUGCGUACACCCAACGACCUCCGCGGCCUCCAGGCGGCUGUCGACAGUCGGCUCACGCUCAACAUCGUCGACUCGUUGCCGCAUCUUGGGGUGACUUUGGAAGGGCUGCGCAGCGAUGUGGUGUGCGGCGAAGUGUACGCAGUGCAGGUGGAGCUGACCAACUGUGGCUGCCAGCCGAUCAGUCGCAUCCUGGUGGCCUCGUCGGCGCCACACCUUGUGUCGAUCGGCACCAAGUGCUGGCCGAGUGGCCAAGUGUGCUCGGUGCCGCUCGCCUCGCCCCUCGCGCCUGGCCAGCGUGUGAGUGAGAGGAUGCUGUUGCGUGCGCCCGACGCCAGGGGGCAGGCCAACCUGCAUCUGCUCUUCUACUACGAGUCAGCGCCGCAGCAACGCAGUCGGCCUAGGUAUAGGCUAGUUCGCCACUGUUGGCCGCUGACAGUUUACGAAUCACUUCACAUUUCUGCCUUAGCAACUAGGAGUUGUUCCUCUAGUCAUACAAGCGAAACGAUGAACAUUAGACUAAGUGUUGAAAAUAACAAUCAGGUACAUGAUCCUCUUCUCAUACAAGUGUCACUUCAACAAGUCUCCUUAUUCAGCCACAAAUGGAAAAUGUGUUCAAAUACACACUGCCCAAAAGAAUCAACGAUAGACGCCCAAGAAACAGUGCACCUUCUGCUGCAAGCAUGCAAGAAACUAUCGGAAAGUGGGAAACCCGAACUGAGCUCUGUCACUUUGAAUACUGAGAGCAAAACAUCGCCUUGCUUGGAUUUCAUUGACAGGGGAACUGACGAAGAAACAAGUGCAGGACCAGAGAAUGAUCUCACGUUACAGUCCACACUGGUAUUAAUUUGGAAGGGAUCAAUAACGGAAAACGGUGGAAGCAAACGCGUGGUGGAGGGCCAGCAUCACCUGAGGCUAUCGCGGCUGGACGAGUCGGUGUCGUGGCCACCCGACAACUGCCCCCCCGUCCAGGUGGGCUCGGACGCCCUCUGCCUCUUCGGCCCCCCCGAGGCGCGCCCCCAAUCGCAACUCUUCAAGCAGCGACUGCUCACCUUCAGACUCAACCAUCCCACCACUGUCUCUCACGAUUUCAAACUCAACAGGAUUUGCAUCGUUCCAGUCAAAGUUGAGGCUCGAAACUGUUGUGAUAAUACUCUUGCCGUAAAAUUCGAAGCUAAAGGACCACUAGUCAGUUCGCAUAAGGGCCAACUGUAUUCGCCGCGCCCAGCCAGCUGUUUCCAGUGGGUAGGCCAGACGGCGGCAAGUGUCGAACUGGAGGGGAGAGCGCGCUACGAUCUGUCGCUAGCAGUCGUGCUGACCGCCCCGGGCGCCUACGAUCUGGGGGCGCACCUCACCGUAUCCGUCGCCAUCUCACACCUUAGUGCCGAGUUGGUGCCUCAGACGUGGCGACCCGAGGCCAUACUCAUCGUCAACACAUAGUCGAUGGAUUCACUUCAAACUGUCAGCGUUGAUGUCGGUUCCAACUGUCACCAUUGAUUAGAAUGCUCACCGUUUGAAGUGAAUUUCAAUAAAGCUGCUGCUAACUGUGAUCACCCAAGUGUAAAAAGUAUAGUUUGUUCAACGAGACUACUUACAUUAUUGAGUAAGUGAAUAGUUUAUUUCCUGUCGGUGAUACCUGGUUUUCAAGACUCCAGGAGACUUUCCAGUUACUCGAGGUAGGUUACCGGACCUACCGUACCUAAACCACAGUUAAGCAGCCCAUAGACAAUAGACAAGGAAAAUGGAGACGGCAAGUUACUGGCGGAUAGUAAAGCCAGUUACAAACACAUCGAUUUCUGGAUUUUCGUUUUUUUGCUGUUCUUACGAAUUUUACCAGAUUAAACGGAACUUGACAAACAUAAUCUGUUUAAUCGAAUAGGGUCUAAGGACGGCAAUACGAUGUGGGUUUAACUAGACUAACUGUGUAGGCAUUUUUGUGUGAGGGUUGUGUGGCAGAGAGGACCUACAUUCCCAACUCCGCCCUUAAUAAAGGCAAAUCAAUCAAUCUCUAACUUACCGCUUAUUUUUCCUGCCUUAAGGGUGCAUUUUCGUUUGUGCGUAAACUUCCGCAGUCGACGACAAGCAUUGUUGACAUUCAAAUUGUCCAAAUUUCAAGUGUGGUAAAACAGCUGAUCAAAUAACUUUUCAUUAUUUGUGUUUCAAGAAUCAAAACUUUUCUAAUACUGUAAUAUCAACAUUUAUUUCCAUUUAAAAUUAUAAACUAAACUUCCCCCAUUAAAACAUAAUUGAACAUAGGUUAUUUAGACAAAUUGAAAUCUACGGUCCAAUGUGAGAUGCUCACCGUGAUGUGGUCGACUACGGCGGCAUUUACGCACAAACGAAACCACAGCUUAAAGUCUUUCUUUCCACUCCAGCGGCAAUUAAUUACUAAUCAAAAAUUAUGUUUGUUAUCACUAGCCAAGUGGUAUUAUGACUUGCAAUGGCUGCCAGUAACUUUCAGUCUCCACUCUCCCUGUAUGUGAGCUGUUUUACUUUAAUGCUCCACAGGAUCAAGUUACAUGCUUCUAGUAACCUGCCUCGGGUACUAGAACGUCUACUGGAAUCAUGAAAAUUAGGCAAAGUAUCAUCAGCUGAAAGUACUAGUGUCUGAUUCACGUAUGUAGCUAUGGUCUACUUCCAUUCAGUAAAGCAAAUUUAACAAAAAACACUUCACUCACAUGGGCUGCUUUUUAACAAAUUAAUAAAAACAAUAUAAAAAUCUUGAAGUACCCUUUAUUUUUAAAAACUUUGAAAUAGUUCAACUAUUUCAUUUUAAAAACUAUUCUAUUUUUUUUAAAUAAAAGGGUACUUCAAGAUUUUUAUAUUGUUUUCAAAUUUAACAAAUUUAUAUACUGAAGUAUACAAAUCAUAAUUAUUGUCUCUUGUAGAUAAGAUUAAUAUUUAUAUGUUACCCAUCAAUAGGAUUUGAUUCAUAUCUGUUUAUUGAUGAAAUUUCUACUAAUUAUCGUUCUUAUAGUAAAAUAAAGUGCCAUCAUUAAAUUUGUUGAAAUCAUGAUGUAAUCUCGAACACUUGUGAAUCAACCUACUUUUGAGAAUUUAUGUACUUUUAGUGCUCAUGAACGAACUGGCAGCGAACAAAUUUGUUACCUAGCAACCAAUCAGAAUAAUUGUAGUACUUGCCAAUCAAGUCUUCUCUAGAAUCUUGAAUAAAAACGGCCCCUAAUUUUUCGACUCAAAAUUAUAAAAAUUAAUUAUUGAAAAUUAAAAUUAUUUGACGGUUUUGUGUUACAUUAAUGGUUGAUACUAUGUAAGCUUAUUUUUCAAACUUUAAAAUUGAUUAUUGCUUCAAGUUGGAAAUAAUUAUGAAAUUUUUGUGUGAACAUAACGUACAGUAUUUGGAAUGCUGAUGAAAUGUUGAGAAGGAAGUGGUUGUAGCUUAGAAAGCCACAAGUCACUCUUUCACUCUUUCCAUUUAUUUAGUUAGAAUAAGAUCAUUGAAUCAAUUGACCUCUAUAAGCGAUGUCCAAGUCAGCACUUAAUUAACUUUGGUGUUGCUUUCCUUGUCUGUCAUUAGAGAAAGCAGAUAGUUCUAUCCUUUUCUAGCUCCGUAACGUCGCCAGAUUGUUUUUGAACGAUAUAGAAAUAUAAUUAAUUGCCAAAAUAUUCAAUCUAAAUCAUGAAAAUUGAUUGUUGAAUCAUUGAAAAAUAUAUUUUCUUGAUGAAUAAAAUGUAAUUUAUUAUUGUUAUUAACAAGAAUGAAUAGUUAAUAUUACAUCAGCUAUAAAUGAAUCAGUUAUCUUAUAUAAAGGCAGUGGCAACGCAGAGAAUCGGCAACGCUGUUGUCCGAUCUUCUCACUGACUUUAUGACGUGGACCUCUUGCUUUCAGCUGAUAAUCUUACCAACAGAAAACAUGUAGCUGUAAACUGCAUCAAUCUGUAGACUUGUUGAACAAACUAUCAUAUGACCAGUCUGCUAUCAGUGCCACUAACUCUCAUCACUUUCAGAAUACUCUAGCAACUUAAUCUUUUCAGACUUGUUAGUUCGAUUGUUAAGACUCUGUUAUCAAAUACUGAAUUUUAAAAAGCUUCUAUUACCAUACUCUCUAUUGAGUAUUUAGCAUACUUGUAAACUUGCAUAAAAUUCCUAUAUAUAUUACAAUAGAAUUCUAUCUAUCUAUAGAUAUUUCAUAGUUGCGUCUAUCAAUUAUUGAUAUAUUUUGUAUGAUUAUGUAUACCAUCAGACUAUAAACUUGUAUUUAUAAAUGCUAUUACAUUAGAAUAUUAUUAAAUUAUAUUUUUUGUUCUAUGAGGAAGAUACUUGAAAAGUCCAUUACCCGGUAGCUCGUCUAUUCAAUUAAACCACCCUGAAAUGACGCCAUCACAUUGUAGGCAGAUUUAUUCAUUGGUACUCCUAGCAUUGCAAUUGACAUUUCAGUCGUCACCAACAAAUUCAAACACUGAAAAAAUUAUCUAGUGGAUCAAGCGAACAUAAUAUUGACUAAAUUUUCAUCACUAUCAUAGAAAUUUUAUAAUUAGGAUAUUUUUCAAAAAAAAA